AUGGGUGCAGCCCUCCACCGUAUCGUAUCUUCUCUGCAGAGAAGUGGGACACUGAUCAACUCUUUAAUCGCUGCUUUGACUAUUGGUGGGCAACAGCUAUUUUCCUCUUUCACAUUCAGAUGUCCCUGUCAGGUUGGGAAAAAUUUCUAUUAUGGUUCUGCUUUCCUCGUCAUCCCUGCCUUGAUCCUUCUGGUUGCUGGCUAUGCUCUGAGAAGCCAAAUGUGGGCAAUUUCCAACGAAUACUGCUGCAGAUGUGCCCCUCCACACCGGAGAAUCAGCCGCCUGGAGCGCAAGCUGGUUUGCCUUAGGUUCUGCAGCAUCACCGGGAGGGCACUCAUCGCUCCACUGACGUGGCUGGUGACGACCCUGAUGACAGGCACGUACUACGAAUGUGCGGCAAGUGAAUUUGUAUCAGUGGACCAUUACCCAGUGUUUGACAACAUCAAUGCCAGCAAACGGGAAGAGAUCUUAGCUGGGUUUCCAUGUUGCAAAUCAGCUCCAUCUGACAUGAACCUGGUAAGAGAUGAGGUAGCUCUUCUGCACAGAUACCAGUCACAGAUGCUGGGCUGGAUUCUGAUCGCCUUGGCAAGCAUCGCUGCCCUGGUCUCCUGCUGCGCGGUCAGGUGCUGCUCGCCCCUCACCUCUCUGCAGCACUGCUACUGGACCAACCACCUGCACCACGAGAGGGAGCUCUUUGAACAAGCUGCAGAGCAGCACUCACGCCUCCUCAUCCAGCAGCGCCUAAAGAAACUAUUUGGCUUUGUUCCUGGAUGUGAAGAUGUCAAGCACGUACGUAUUCCUUCGUGUCAGGACUGGAAAGAUAUGUCAGCACCCAUUCUUCGCUGCUUGGGUGAUGACUUGCAAGGUCGCUAUAGCUUCCUUGGGGACCAGGAACAUGAAGAUGAGGUUAAUGAAGAAGGCAAAUCAAGAGGUAUUGAAUUAAAACCUUGAUUAUAGCACCUUUUGCCAGUCAGGUUGCUUGACACCUACUCUGUUCCAAUAAUGAAGUUUCAAUGUAAUUUCUUCAUCUUUUUCUCUGUCUUCUAAUAUUUGUUGACAUAAGUCCAUUCAAAACGCUAUAUCCAAAAUCAGUUUGUCUGACACUUGUGCCAAUCUCCCUUUUUGAAAUUUCACUGAUGGUCUGGUAAUGCCUAUAUUGGUCUUACUAAAAUAAUACGGAAUUGGGAGUCCUACCAACAUUUAAAUCUUGGUUCUGUUACUUAAUA
Molecule: messenger RNA, 1226 nt
Organism: Artibeus jamaicensis (Jamaican fruit-eating bat)
Lineage: Eukaryota; Metazoa; Chordata; Mammalia; Chiroptera; Phyllostomidae
Gene: CALHM4
Product: calcium homeostasis modulator family member 4
Exons: 2
Coding region: 1-951 (316 amino acids)
Molecular function (GO): monoatomic cation channel activity
Source: RefSeq, a predicted model, not a curated record